GUAGUGCGUCGGAGCGUUCAAUCAGGUCCGCGGCGCGCGCAAAGUUCCUGGAGGAGAUUUUAGCAAGUUGCUAUCAUACAAUUCUCCAGUUUGUCCAAAAUUAAACGCGCUGUUUGCGAAAUUCAUCUCAUCUCAUUAUCUCUAGCCGCUUUAUCCUGUUCUACAGGGUCACAGGCAACCUGGAGCCUAUCCCAGCUGACUACGGGCGAAAGGUCCCAUUUCCACCAGGAUGACUACUAGGAGGAAGACUGAAGAAUGUCGUAUAUGCGGCGGCAAUCUACAGGGGAACCAACGCCGCUGGCUUUUUGCGGCACAUAAAAGGAAAGGAGCCCAGAAUCAGAGUCCAACGCAGUCACUUUGCAAAGAGUCUACCUAUUUUCUCUCGCCAACCAGGUCCGCCCAGAGCAGCCCAUGGGGAAGUACAUUAUCUCUUGGAUCCUCAAAUUCAAAGUCUCAUACACUUCCCAACCCUAAUAAAGGAAUGGACCUGCUUGCUGUGCUGACACACAUAUUGGGGCAGUCUGUAACACGGGGGAAUGGAAAAGGGGAGUUUGUGUGCGGCAAAUGUGUAUCUGUGCUCGAGCGAGUGUUUAAAUUCGACACAGUCAUAGCCAGAGUUCAAGUUUUAUCCAGGGAAAGGCUUCAGAAACUGACUCAGGAAAGGGAUAGCUUAAGACGGUGGGUACGAAGUCUUUAUAGGCAACACCACCCUUCUGACUUGAAGAGCAGAGGAAGCUCCAGUGAAGAUGAUGUCGAGCUGGGAGAAAGUGACUCUGGGAAAGCUUACCGAGAGAUGCUGAGUGACAACAUGGCUCUCGCUGCGUAUGAAUGUUGGUCUGAGAAAACGGAGUCGUGUCCCUAUUUUAAGAGAACCGGUAAAAGAUGCAGCAAAUUGAAAAAUUGUGAGUGUUGUGACUCCUUAAGGGUGUCCGAUUCCAAUUAUGAAUUCGUUUGUGGAGUUCCUCGCAACCUACCCGAGCAAGCCCUGUCUCGUUUUGGCCUACCUUUGCGCAAGUCUCGGAGCAUGUCUCUCCAGUGGUCCAGAGCUCCAUCGUUCCGCUCUAGUCCUGCCUCCUUAGCUGGUUCCUGCCAUUCACUCAAAGCACGAUCUCGUACAGCUUCAGCACAAUCGCUCGACUCUGUAGAUGGUCAUGAUCCGUUUGAUUGGCAAGAUGAGCAUUCAGUCGUCUCGGACUCCAUCCUCCAUAUGCUGAAAAGUAUAGACGGAAAGCCAGUCAGGUCUCCAGCAGGAAGUCGCAUCCCAGUUUUAGCAAAAGGACCAAAUGACAGUGUGGUAGAUGGAUCACCUUCACUUGGGGUCACACGGAUACUGAAUUUUGGACAGGGUGAUGAACAAGAGGAAGAUGUGAAUGGAGAGAGUGAGGAUGUUCUGACUGAACUGAGGGAUGAAUUUCUGCCACUGCUUAGAGAGGUCACUACAGCCAGAGUGCAUCUUGUAGUCAAGCAGUUACGAGAGCAGCUAGAUCAAGCACAAGCUCGUAUCCAGACGUUAGAGGCGGGUCUUCAGAACGGCAACCAUUCAGUCCCCAGCAAGACCCAUCAAUCAAAGCAGUCACUACCAGUGUAUCCAAGUAGCAGCUCCGAGGAUGAGGGCCGACUGAUCAGGAAUCUUAGCCAUUCACUGCAAAGCAGAGACAGAGUUAUUCAGGAAUGUGUGACUUUGAUCCGAAAGCUGUGUGUGGACCUUGGCUCAGGGUUAGAGGAGGCUGAUAAGCUCAUCAGCAAUGUAACUGUGACGCUGACUGAUGCACACACUGAGCGAGAGGGGGUUUUGGAAGCUGAGCUGAUUGAAGUGAAGGAGAGAGAACAAAGACUGCAGAAAGAGCUAGAGGUGCUGCAGGUGGCAAGCAGAGGGCAGGAAAGAGACCUCCUCACUCUCAACAGUGUGCUCCAGAGUAACAAGGAUGUCCUCAAUCAUUUGCGAGUGGAACUGGGUGAGAAGACUCAGUCACUGCAGGACAUGCAGAAAGAGAGGGAGUUAUGGAAAGAACGGCACUCCGCCCUGGAAAAGCUCUUACAGGAACAAGAAGCUCUCAUCACUCGUCUGCAGCAGGCAAUAGAGAGCUCCCAUAAAGAUGUUCAGGCGCUCUCAGAUUCACUGAUUGCUCGAGGAUUGCCAGGAGGUGGAGCUGAGGACGCUUUGGCCAGUCAGGUGCAAGAGCAGGAGUCCCUACUUUCAGUCUGCCUCAGAGAUUGGGAAGAGCACACUGCUACCACGAAGCAGGGACUCUCAAAACUCUGUACAGCUUUAGAAGAAGCUGAGGCUGUAAUACAGGACCAAAGGCAAAGUCACGAACAAGCCGUCACAGAACUCUCCGAGCAGCUGAGAGACUCUCGCAAGGAGCUGAGGGAGAUGAUAAAAGACACCAAGCAGGCAGAACAGGCCUGGAAGUCUGAAAGGGCAAAGAGAGAUUUAGAAGAAGGGCAUUUGAGAGAAUGUUUGCAGAAAAGGGAUAAACUCCUCGAGCAAAUACUGUUGGAUGCAGAGAAGCGAGAUGACAUGCUAAUAGAACUGCAGCGAGAUAUCUUCAGUAAGGUUGAACCGAGGGUCGGCCUCAAACACACGCUAUGAUUUGCGUGAAAUGUGUGAGAAAGAGAAUUGCAGAUAUGCACUGGAACACAUCUGUAUGACUGGCUCUUGUACUGGGCUAUGAUGACCAUAUCUUUGUAACAACACUGCCACAGAUUGAUAAAGGCCCCCAGUUUGCCUUAAUUGCCAAAAUGCCGUAUCUUCAUUACUGCUUUUAUUAGUUAUCACUUUAAAAAAAAAAAAAAAGUAAAUCCUUGCCUAUAACUGUGUUCCAAUGAUUUCCUUUCAGGUAAUUCAGCCUAUUGCACCAUAUUGACUCUGUACAGCCCAAGACAUGUGAUGGUUUUAAUUUAUUUCUCAGCAAAGCAUAAUACUGUAUAAGGAAUCCUUUAUUGUUCUUUCCUUGCCAGGACCAGAAUGCACCUGCUGUUUUCCAAGAAUGUAAUUCUGCUUUUAUUUCUGGGGUUAAGUGAGUGGUCAUCUUGAGUUGUUUGUGUUUUGUCUAUAAAUCACUACUUUUUCUCCAAGACUUUGAGAGAAAUUGUAUUCAUGUGUCAGUCUUUGCUUUUUGUAAUUUACAUUUUUAUUUUCUGGUUUACUUGUGCAAUGGGUUUAAACUUUUUAAUUUUUUUUAAUGUUUGUGUAUUUGUUUGAUUUAAUUUAUAAGUAAGUACAACCAAGUGAAACUUGAUUUUUUUUUUUUGGUCUGUCUCUUUUUACAUGUAGGCCAAAAGCCUGUAAUAUGACAUAUCUAACAUUCUGUUGAGGUUAUAUUCAUAUGCCAAGUGAUUUUGUUCUUUCUUGAGAACAAUAAACACACUGUUAUUACACUCAA
Messenger RNA from Neoarius graeffei (lesser salmon catfish), 3386 nucleotides. RefSeq lists its product as uncharacterized. The coding region runs from base 230 to 2593 and encodes 787 amino acids. Lineage: Eukaryota; Metazoa; Chordata; Actinopteri; Siluriformes; Ariidae. The record is from RefSeq and is a predicted model, not a curated record. The transcript is spliced from 12 exons.